AUGAAGCCGAAGCGGCGAGCGCCGCAGAGGGUGCAGCGGAAGCCGAGCACGGUGGCGAGCGUGGGCGGCGGCAGCUGCAUGCGCUUCAUGCUGCUCUUCCUCGCCGCCGCCGUCCUCUUCUGGAUCCUCUCCUCGCGCUCCGAAGCCAUCGCGUCGUCGUUAAACGCCCUCAGUCGACGCGCGAAAAUAGCCGGCGGCGGGGACAAGCCACUCGUUAGAGACCUCCUUGGUACGGGAGCCGCGGGGGCGACAUCUAUAGAUGUAUUUGCGAGCGAUCCGUUGGCCAACGAGGAACCGGUGCCGCAAAUAUCGCUAUCAGGAACGGACGGGCAGGGGGAGGAAGCGGAUCUUGCGGGGACGGUAGAUUCAGAGGACUUGGGAGCGUUGACUGCGGCGCAGAACACGCAAGAAACCACCAGCGAGCAGGGCAAGGCGGCGGCCGACGCGAUGGAAGAUGCGACGAGGAAUGAGGCGCGGAGUGCGGCGCGUAGAUCAGCAGACGAUGCACCGCUUGUCAAAUCUGCGGGUUUGCGGGGCGAUGGGUUGUCAACGGGAGAUAAGAAGUCAGACGCGAUCAUCGAGAAGCCGCGACCUGCCGCUAACGUGAUCGUCAGCGUGACGCAACCCGCCGCUGUAACGAAACCCGCAACGACGAAACGGAAAAAGCGACGAGUGAAAGCGCCUUUAGCGCGGUGGGCGCCGCUCAACGGCAAGUAUCCGGAUCUGACAAUAGCGAAGCCGAAGCGCAAAGUGCUAAAGGUUAACAUCGAUAAGAAGAACCUGCAGCGGGUGUACUUAGACGCGACGCGGUUCCAGGAAAACAACCCGGGGAAGGUCGAUCCGCCUUUCGAGGCGAGUCGCGCCACUCUAUUCAUACAACGUGUACGUCUGUACGUCCUUUCGCCCCCCCUGCCCCCCCAUAGGCGCCUGGCCGCUCAACCGCACAUAUCUGCAGCUCGUUACCCUCGUGCCCUCUCCCCAUCCCUCCCAACCUCCACACUCCGAGCAACCGCACCUAACCCCUCCCUCUUCCCCUCUUUCCCCUCACCCCACCAGGUGGAGCUCUUGCACAACGUGUAUGUGAACGUGGCAGGUGCUACUCCUGCACAACGUGUAGGAGUAGCGGGCCAGGUGCUGCUGCUACACAACGUGUACAUCAACGUGGCGGGGCAGGUGUUCAACGCCACACACCUCUUUGACCACAACGCCUGCGCCGCCGACUCACCCUUCCACUACACCCCCGGCAACACCCAAGUCUCCUCCUUCCCCUCCCUCAUCUCCCUCGUCGACUGGUUCGGGUGGUCCGCGCGAGCCUACAUGCUAGACCUGGUGCCGUCCAUAGUGACUCUCGACACGGUGCUGCCACUGCUCAAGGGGGAGGGAGUGCCGGUGGCGCUGGGGUUGCGGGACCGGCAUGUGAAGAACCAGAUGGAGCAGGCGACGGGGCUGGGGCACUGGGAGCUGGUGGGGGUGCGGCUGGAGAGAAUGAACCCUCAGAUUCUCAAAGAGGGCGAGCUGUUCUUUGCUCACCGCCUCAUUCUCCCACUAAAGCAGCGGUGUGGGCGGCCCAGCAGGGCCAUGUGGUCGUACCUGCGCCACCGCAACCUGCUGCCCAAGCCCGGCCUCCCCAUCUACCGCCACGAGUUCAAGCCAACGUACCGGAGGCGCAAGGGCGAGGACCUAUCAGCGGGCAGCGAGUGGAUCGUAGUGGUGGCGAUGCGCGACGAGUGGAAGCCGCUGGUGCAGACGCUCAAGCUCACGCAGCAGCUGCUCAAGUGGCUGCCGCAGGACCGCAUUGUCACGUACCGGGACGGGUCGCUGCCCUUUGGCAAGCGCAAGGAGCUGUUUAACAGAGCGAGACUGCUGGUGGCGGCGCAUGAUAACGUGCUGGCUGACAUGGUCUUCAUGCCCGCUGGAGGGGCGGUGGUGGAGAUCCGGCCAGAGGAGGAGGCGGAUCCGACCUUCCACCACCUGGCGGACGCGUGCCAGCUGGACUACUAUCUGCUCUUCUCGGACGGGCGCAAGGCGGAUGGCAAGAAGGGCGGCAAGCCCAAGGUCAAGGACCCCAGAGUGGUGCACAAACUGCUCGAGAAGAUUGCCAGACGGAUACGGAAAGUGUAG
This is a messenger RNA of Closterium sp. Naga37s-1, 2121 nucleotides long. NCBI's taxonomy places the organism in Eukaryota, Viridiplantae, Streptophyta, Zygnematophyceae, Desmidiales, Closteriaceae. The record is from the annotation of a GenBank genome assembly.